This is a messenger RNA of Ogataea haglerorum, 1509 nucleotides long. RefSeq lists its product as uncharacterized. Bases 1 to 1509 code for a protein of 502 amino acids. Gene Ontology annotation, molecular function: transmembrane transporter activity. The transcript has a single exon. Gene Ontology annotation, biological process: transmembrane transport. Gene Ontology annotation, cellular component: plasma membrane. NCBI's taxonomy places the organism in Eukaryota, Fungi, Ascomycota, Pichiomycetes, Pichiales, Pichiaceae. The record is from RefSeq and is a predicted model, not a curated record.
AUGUCCCCUUACCAAGACGAUUUGCCCGGCUAUGACGAGGCCGCUCCGCCCGCCUAUUGCAACGACGACAUUGAGGUCGGCGCCGGCGGCGAGAAGUACAAAUUGGAUGUGAAGAAACCGCUGCCCUCGGACGACUUCGAGGAGAGUUUCCGCGUGGAGCAGCCCACAUGGAAGGAUUGGCCGUUUGCAGUGGUGUUCCAAGUGGUUCUAGUGCUGUUUAUGGGACUGCUCGUGUUCACCACGCACGAUGUUGUCGUGGAGGUUGCAAACGUCAACCGUGAGCAGGCAAGACUGAUCUGCCUCGUGUUUGCCACCGGCGUGGCUUGCACGUACGGCGGCAUUGUGGUGCUGCGGAAAUGGCCUGCAGCGUUUUUCAACGUGGGAUGUCUGCUUAACGUGGCUGCCGCGUCGCUCCUGGCCGUGGGCGCGCUGUCCAACGACAAUCUGUGGGCCGGCGUCAUGUUUAGCGUCCUGGCGCUGGUCAGUAUCCUGGGGUACCUGAGCGUGCGCCGUCGCAUUCCGCUCAGCUCGCUGCUGCUGAAACAGGUCAUUGACGUGGCCCAGAACAACCCCGUGACGUGGAAGAUAUCGGCCGCCGGCACGCUCGUUUCCGCCGUGUUCAGUCUGGCUACCGUGCUCGUCGUUUACGGAACCAUGGUGAAAUGGGGGCUGGACGAGACCGGCCAGCUGAAAAACAAGACCAUGUUUGUGGCUACCGGCAUUUUCGUGCUGUUCGCAGGCUUCUACAUCGCCGAGGUGCUCAAGAACGUGCUGCACUCGACGGUGGCCGGUGUGUACGGCUCGUGGUACUACCUUUCGCACGCAGAAAGGUGUCCGCAAAACGCCGGCCUUGCGGCCUUCAGGCGCAGCGUGACGUACUCGUUCGGCUCCAUCUGCUUUGGCUCGCUCAUUGUCUCUGUGAUCCAGACGCUCAGCAACGUGGCCGGCCUGGCCAAGCAGUGGGCAGCCCAGGAGGGAGGACUGGCAGGCUACAUUGGUUUCUACAUCAUCGAGAUCUUCGCUUCUAUUAUGGAGGCCAUGGUGAGAUGGCUCAACGAGAAGGCGUAUUCGCUGGUGUCGCUCUACGGGCUUGACUUCCUGCACGCUGCGCGUGGAGCGUUUGCGCUCGUCGAGCAAAGAGGCCUCAGUGCGCUCAUCAACGACUGCCUGAUCAACACGGCGUUGGGCCUGUACUCGCUGCUUGUCGCGUACGCGUGCGGUCUCGUGUCUGCGGUUUUCCUGUUCACUGUGCAACCCGCGUGGGCCCAGAACACCGACGGCGUGGUGGACGUCAACGUGGAGGUCGUUAUGACGGUGCUAUUUGCGAGCGCGUUCGGCUUCUUUGUGGCCAGCGUGGCCACCAGCGUCGUGCACAGCGGCGCCGUCACGUUCUUUAUCAUGCUCGCCAAGGACCCCGAGGUUUAUAAGGCCACGCAUCCCGACGAGUUUGCCCAGGUGUUGGCAGCGUACCCGGACGUCGAGCGGAAGCUGCAAGUAGACGGUUUCUGA